Molecule: messenger RNA, 1883 nt
Organism: Mucor mucedo
Lineage: Eukaryota; Fungi; Mucoromycota; Mucoromycetes; Mucorales; Mucoraceae
Exons: 1
Coding region: 306-1439 (377 amino acids)
Source: RefSeq, a predicted model, not a curated record
AAAGCAAGAGUUCUUUUGUUGAAAGAAAGGGCACACACGAUUCAACUGAAAGAAAAACUACACCCGAUCCAGGAGCUGAAAGAAAAGCUACGCCCGAGAGAAAAGAAAGAUCCAGCAAGACCACUGAUAAACCCACCAAAGGCGACAAUUCACCCGCUAAAAUCAAGUCUGAUUAUACCAACAAAAAGGAUGCUCAAAAUAAGCCCGAGGAAGGAAAGACGGAUAAACCAGAGCGUAGAGAACGAAAGCGUAAAGAAAAACCACGCAAAGUGACAGCUAUCGAACGUCGACCCUCUUCGGACCCUAUGAUGGAACAGCCUCUACCUGAUCAACCUGCCCUUGUACAACAACCUCCUUCAGAAGAACCACAAUCUGUUCAACAACAAGCCAUGGUAGAACCUACAACUGGAGCGGAAACAAAACCUAAGCAGAAAAAGCGUAGAGAAAAGGCACGUCGUAAAAAAGCGCCCUUGAACAAUGCAACGGCAGUAGAAGAUGCCAAUGUGUCUGCACCUUCGGAACAACAUGUAUCUUCAGAUCAACCUGUGUCUUCAGACCAACCUGCAUCUUCAGACCAAACUGCAUCUUCAGACCAACACGUAUCUUUGGAACAACCUGCGUCCUUGGAUCAGCCUGCGUCUUUGGAGCAACCAUCGAAUAUCCCAGCAACAGAUCCCGAGUUAAAACCACGCAGGGAGAAAAAGAAAAAACCUACCAAAAAGAAGAAGGUCAAGCCAGAGACAGAAGAACCCCUUGAAACAAUAACAUCCGAUACAACUAGUUUACCAUCCGAUAAACAAAAGCAACGUUCUAAAAAGAAGAAACCUUUGGAACCCGUCGAGAAAAAGCAGGAAGAGAAACCUAAUACUGAUCAUCCUCUUGUGGUUCAAGAUACUUCACCUUUACCACCUCCCCCUCUUCCAUCACCACCAUUAAAGGCUUUAGCAUCUUCAUUCCCAACACCACCGUCACCACCACGACCACCACAACAGCAACAACAGGUUGUAGCAUUACCACCGCCCACUACUGCUACAACAACAACGACAGCAGCAACGGCACCUGUGAUGGAAAUGUUUAAUAAUUACGAGUAUUAUCCUCAGCAACAACAGCACCAGCAACAACAACAUUAUGAUGAGUAUUAUUAUCAACAAGCGUAUACACCUGAUUAUGGUAUGAUGGUACCGAUGGUGGAUCCAAAUACUGGAUUAACAGUGUAUGGAUAUGGUCAACAGCCCUAUGUUCAACCUGUUUAUUAUAUGCCUAAUGAACCCCUUCAACAGCAACAACAACCUUAUUACAAUCAUCAACAGUAUUAUACCGCGGAUUAUUAUCAUCCAUACCCAUACGCUACAACAACACGAGGCCGUGGACGUGGCUCUUCUUCACGCGGCGGCGGCGGCAAUAUUAGCAGCGGCGGUGGAGGUCGAGGACGCGGUUAAAAAAAGAGAGAGAGAAUGAAGUAAUUUUUAUUUUUUUAUUCUAAUAAACGUUUUUGAUCCUCAUCUUCUUCUUCGUGCUGAGAAGAAGUAGGGUCUACCCAGACAUGCCAAAUAAUCGUACUAAUACCUACUAAUGUUGCAAUAAUACAACCCAAAAUCAAAGGAUUUUUAAUAGGACGAACACCAUCGGGUGCGCCCUCUAAAUCUAAGCCCUUUUUACCGGCAGCGUUGCCUUUGGCUGGUAAUCCGGAUAAAGUACAGAUGUCAUACAUGAUAUCAGGCAAGGCCUCGAAUUGUUGACGGGCCAAUUUGGGUGCGGUGAUAAAGGUGGCUGCUAAACCUGCAGGUAAAUGCCAAUCGACGUGACAAUGGAAAAACCAGACGCCAGGGUUAUUGGCUCUGAAACGAAGCACGACAUAGCCUUCGGGAGUGACGACAAUGGUA